UGAUCAUCCUUCCCCCGGCAAAGGGUAGCGUUUGGUUCUGGGGUUUAAUGGCCAUGAGGGUUUUGUCUGCCAGUAACUGAGGCUUUUGGUUUUCUUUUGGUGUCUCUCUGCAGCUAGCCCUCCAUCCAUUCCAUUUCCAUUGCAAUUGCCUUCCGGGGUGCAUUGUACCGAACUAUGAUAUCUGAGUCGUGCGACCGCUUGCCCCCGAGACUACUAUCUACUAUCUCCAUAUAAUCAAGACCCUUGCACUCCAACAUGCCCUUAAUGAUGGACGAUAGUAUCAAUGUCGACGAUCUGUUCGGUGAGCCCUCCUCCUUGGAGUUGGACCUGCCACCAUCUGCUUCCACCACCAAGGGCCUUGCUCAGCGUCUGGAUGAAAUGAGACUGCUGGGAUGUUGCCAAAAGAUCGCAUGGUCAAAGCUGGGGUGUAUUGCUUACAUAUCGCAAGACACCAUGAGAGUGAAUGUGCGCCAUCUGCAAUGUCGACCUUCGGAUGGCAAAUGGGUACUCAGCGAUGAGACUCCAUUGAUGCCAGUUGCCGAAGCUCAUGGUGGGCAUGGCCUAGCUCAUUUGAGCUGGAAUGAAGCUGGCUCCGACCUGGCAGUGGUUGAUCUGUCUGGUCGCAUCUCAAUAUAUCACAUUCCAUUCGCCCUUAACAGUAUCAACGGGCUCCGACAGCCCGCUUUUGUCCCUGAUGAUGGGUCUCAAGUUGUUGGCAUGAUGUGGCUCAAUACCCAACGCUCUGUACAUGCUUUCUACCAGGCAGCCAAAGUACAAGGUCGCUGGGCGUAUUCGCCAUUUCGACGCCGGCCAAUAGGCCCGUUUCACCCAGUAAACAAGGCAGCUUUACUCUGUAUCACACGGUCCGGAUCCAUGAGGCUUUUGUACCAGAACCCGGACGGCAGAUGGGACGACAUAUCUACCGAUCUGAAAAGCACGAGUUACUCAGAUCGGUUGCUGUCACAUGCGGCUCUAGUUGCGACCCAGAACGGAAUUCUUGUCGCUACUUAUUCGCUGUGUCAAAAGAUUCGCUUCUAUCGGGUACAAAUCAACUGGAACCCUCCCCAGUGGGAUCCUGCGCAGCAGCCAAAGCAGAUGCCGAAUCACUUUCCGGUUCCUAGCUUCCGUUUCACACACUCCAAGGUCGAGACGUCUUUUACUGUCCCAGGCACGCAACGCAAUGACGGGGAGAUGACAGACCUGCAAUCGGCCUCGAACCCUUUAUAUAGUCUCAGCUGCCUGGACAUCAUUCUCCCAGCCUCAGACAACUCCGUAGGAUCCACGGCGAACCCGUGGAUUGUUGCUGUUUUCUCAACCCCACCCCAGGUUACUCCAGAUCAUCCUGGUCAACAAGGACCAGCAAGUGUUAUUGUCCGAUGGCAACUCGACACUGCCCCCUUCACUCUUCACCCGAAGUUCGAUGAAAUAACAUCUAAAAGGAACAGUAUCCAGACCAAGCCUAGACCUGUGCUGCGUCGACUGGAAGACAUCACUUCCGAUCGAUAUGUCAUCUCGGUGGACCAGAUUGAGUACGGCAAUGUGCUUGCUGUUACAUAUGAUGAUAGCUCCGUUUCCUUCUAUGACCCGAAAGCUAUGGCGGUGUUCAAUGGAGUUGAUGAUGCAAACACGGUGACCAGCCUAGCUCAAGCAGGGUUUCACUAUGCCCCCGAUACCUCAGGCCAACACAUUAGUUUCUCACCGAGUGCAUGUGCUGCGGUCAUGCUGGAUAGUGACGGCCAGACGCACCUCAGGGUUAUGGAGCAUUCUUACGGAGCUGAAAAUGGUCUCUACGAUGAAAAUAAAUUUUCUGCGGCCAUUGCAUCACUUACAUUGGCGUUUUGUCGCGGAUGUGGCAGCGAGGUCAAUACAGAUGAUAUAUUAUUAAUUCUAAUACAGCAACUCACGCCGGAUGCCCAAAUCACGUUCAUCAACGAAGUUUACCGCGCGCUGCCUAUCAACUGCAACUUCACAGUCGAGCAGGAUAAGCUGAUGAACCACCCCUACAUACCCAAGUGUCUCAGUAUACAAGCUGCGUUGGGCUUUAACAACAAGUAUAAACCACGAAGCUUUGCUUCUUCCGUCUCCUGGUCGAUCCUUCAGCUGCGCCAUGCUUCAAUACUAUACCCAUUCUUCUUCCAGUACAACAAAGGGAUUCAGGCAGAGCCACAUGACCCUGAUGUCCUUCGCAUGGUGCUCGGAAACACCAAGUGGGCACUUGACUUUUCGCUCUAUAUAUUGAAUGAGCUUUUUGAUCUUGCCGAUGAAUUCGAAAAUCUAUCCGCCGACCAAGAAGCUUUUAGCCAGAAAUUAAAAACCACGAACUCGGUGGCUCUUAUAAUCCUCCUGUCAAGCAUGUCCCGUGCAUUCUUGCGCUUCAUUUGCCGUGGCUUGCGAGGUAUUUACGCAGGAUACAACGCACCUCUGACAGGAGACUCUCGUUUACAGUAUGCAGAGAUCUGCCAAGCCCUGGAUACAUGUCCUAUGCGGAUCGACGUGUACGAAAAGUUUCUUGCUGGAGUGGAUUCUGCCGUACGACACGCAUACCAUGGCGCCGGGUUCGGUGACGCCGAACGCCCUGGGCCCGAGAAAGAGCUGCUGGUCAACGCCCGCAUUCCGCCUGUUCUUGUCACAGCAGUAUCCACCAUCCUGCGGCAGACUGUACCGGGUAUUAAAUCGGACGUUGACCGCAUGGCCAUCUACAUGGGUGACUACGGAUGGCUUGGGUUCGGGACCGACCGACGCUCGGAGUGGUACCGGAGGACACGAGAAGUGGAUAUCAUCAAGAAAACUCCGAUCAGGAUGACAGUCACCCAGGGCUCGAAUGGGCCCCAGGUCGGAAAAUCAAACAAUCAGGGGCUACUUCGACGGCGGUGUGUCCGCUGCUGCGACGUGUCCGAGGGUACGUACCCGCCACGCUCAGUGCUUGCAUUCCGCAUGAUAUUCAAAUUGGGACAUUUGCGAUCGUGCAUCUGUGGGGGGAUGUGGACGGUGGAGUCGGGCUCGAACGAGGGGACAAAAUGAGGGUAGGGUUCGAGAACUUCGGCCCUGGUGGUCGUUGGUUUGAGUUGUGUUGAUACCAGAUGGUAGAUAGAUAUGGUUCCGGCAUGUUUUGGAUAGCGUAGAAUUACAAUGAACGGAUAUUACG
Aspergillus sclerotioniger CBS 115572 is the source of this 3145-nucleotide messenger RNA. RefSeq names its product mediator of RNA polymerase II transcription subunit 16. Bases 256 to 3021 code for a protein of 921 amino acids. Gene Ontology annotation, cellular component: mediator complex. The record is from RefSeq and is a predicted model, not a curated record. NCBI's taxonomy places the organism in Eukaryota, Fungi, Ascomycota, Eurotiomycetes, Eurotiales, Aspergillaceae. The transcript has 9 exons. Gene Ontology annotation, biological process: positive regulation of DNA-templated transcription.